This is a messenger RNA of Aphidius gifuensis, 2202 nucleotides long. RefSeq names its product venom acid phosphatase Acph-1-like. The transcript has 7 exons. The record is from RefSeq and is a predicted model, not a curated record. Lineage: Eukaryota; Metazoa; Arthropoda; Insecta; Hymenoptera; Braconidae. Gene Ontology annotation, biological process: dephosphorylation. Gene Ontology annotation, molecular function: phosphatase activity. The coding region runs from base 272 to 1513 and encodes 413 amino acids.
AAAAAGCAAUGUAAUUUUACAUGCUCCCUUCAUACUUGUGCUGAUUGUCAAACAAUGUCAACGAACAGAUAACGAGCUUGAAAACUAAUAUUAUCCUACUGAUAAAAACAAAGACGUUAAAUUUAUCAGAUCACCAGAAUAAUUUAUUAAAGCACGUGCGUCAACACAAAAAAUAUAUAUAAAAUAUAUAUAAAAUACAUGUACAUGUUAUUUUAUAUAUCCUUGUUUUUAAUUAAUUUGUGAAAUUGUUAAUUUAGUUGAUCUAAACAUUAUGAAAGCUUUUUGUAUUAUCAUAGUGAGCUUUGUGUUAAUUUUUCAAGGAUUUAAUUAUGUUAAAUGUGAAUUGGAAUUAAAACUUUUACAUGUGUUAUUUCGUCAUGGGGAUAAAGUGCCGCAUAAAGAAUUUCAAAAUUAUCCAAAUGAUCCACAUUCAAAUGAGACAUAUUUUCCAAUGGGCAGUGGUGGUUUAACUAAUAUUGGUAAAAUUCGUGAAUAUCAUAUUGGAACAUUACUUCGUGAUAGAUAUCAUGAAUUUAUUGGUCCAUAUUACUGGCCAGAUUUGGUCUAUGGACGUUCAACAGACGUGCCAAGAACUCAAAUGUCACUUCAGCUUGUUUUAGCUGGUUUGUUUCCACCAAUAAAACAACAAUUAUGGAAUCCAAAUAUUCUUUGGCAACCAGUGUCAGUUGUAUCAGUACCAAAUCAAUAUGAUUCACUUUUAUUUUCUCAUUAUUGUCCUCAAUAUGUCAAAGAAUACAAACAUUUUUUAAAACAAAAAAAUACUAAACAAAUGCUUGAUAAACACAGUGAUACUAUGAAAUAUAUUUCACAGCAUACUGGUAAAAAUAUUGAUACAACAUCAGCUGUAUAUUAUUUGUAUAAUUUAUUCAAAGAACAGGCUGCUGAAAAUUUAACACUACCAAAAUGGACUCAAAAAGUUUAUCCAAAUCCAAUGAAAGAAAUAACAAUUGAUGAUUUUAAUUUACGAUCAUAUACAAAUGCAUUGAAGCGUUUAAAUGGAGGACCAUUAUUACGUGAAAUAACAGAAAAUAUAAAAUCAUUUGUUGAUGAAUCAUUGAGACCACCAAGUAGAAAAUUAUUUUUAUACUCAGCACAUGAAUUAAAUGUUGCUGCAUUAUCAAGAAGUAUUGGUAUAAAAGAUCCAGCUCUUCCAGAAUAUGGAUCAGCAAUCAUAAUUGAAACUCUUCAAGAUGAAAGAAAAAAAUAUUUCAUCAGGAUUAUUUUGUGGACUGGAGUAAGUGGUCAACUUGUCAAUCAAAAAAUACCAGAAUGUCAAGAGCUAUGUCCACUGGAUGAUUUUUUAAAUAUUCUUCAUGAUGUGAUACCAAGUAAAAGUCAAGUUGAUGAUUGUUACAAUGAACUGCAUCACCAGCAUCAUCAUCAUCGUCAUCAUCAAGAUAAAACAAUAUCAAAAUCAUCAGCUGGAUUUAAAGACACUUCUGUUAACUUGAUGAUUUUAACAAUAAUUAUUAUUUUAUUAUUUAAUUUUUAAAUAUAAAAUUUAUGUUCAAAUAGUUGACACGAAAUUUAAACUAAUUAAUCAUUUAAAAAUUAAAUUCUCGCUGUUUUUAUAUAAAAAGAAUGAGUAUUGAUUUUUUUAUAAAUUCAACAGCUUCAAGUUUUCAGUUGAACAACCUCAUUUAACCUGAUACUUUUUUUUUAUUACUGGUAUUCAGUGAAUAGUAUUUUUGUCUUUUCAUGAAAAUAAUUAUUAUUAUUUUAAUAUAAAAAUACAUAUUGAGGGCAUUGUCAUUUUGAAAAGAUAAAAUGAAUGUGCUGAAUAUGAAGGCUUAGUACAUAUUUUUGUUUUUAUUUUUUAUUUUUUUUGAUAAUUCAUCCCUUGGUGGUAGCAACAGGUGUGGAGACAAGGGGGAUUGUAAAAAGUGUCAGGCAUUUCAUCACAACAAUACAUUGUUUGUUUUUUUUUUUUUCUUUUUUUUUUAUUUAUUUUUUUUGGAGUGAGAAUAACACCAGUCAAGUAUCAUCAUCAACAUCAUUUAUUACUUGUAAAUUUUUAAAAUAUUUGUAUGAUAAUAAUAACAAUAAUUAUUGUUUUUUUCAUGAAAUUUAUUUAAUAUAUAAAAAAACGUUAAUUUGUCAAUAUUUGUAAAUGAAAAUUAACUUUAUUAGUUAAUAAUUAAUAACAAUCAAUUAAUAAAGAGAUAAAAAAUUUUAAACUCA